AUGGAAGAAUUAGAAAAUCUUUAUAAACUGAACAAACAUAUUGAACAGGAACAAAAACGUCAAAACAAACUAAUACGCAAACAACAACAAAGAGGAAAAGCGAUCGAUAAACAGAUCAGUUUACGUUUAGAAAAUGUGACUGGAAUUCUUAUCGAUCUAAUAAAUACUCGAAACGACGAUAUGAAAAUCGUUUAUUCACGCGAAAAAAUCUUGGAAAGAUUGGCCUAUCGUCCGAAGAAUGUUGAAUCUAUUGAAAAUGGAAGUGUCGGAACGAAAUCAGAUAUUAACCUACCACCCCUAGUCGAACUUGAUGAUCAUGAGUCACCGCUGCCACAAUCGCUGAGGCUAACACCAUUACCACCUAUUCCUCGAGACACUAGAAGUUCUAGUAAGAGCUCAGCAACAAAGACAAAGACAGAGUCUCGCACAAGGACUCCAUCUCCGAUGCCUGAACAAGUAUCCAGUAGCGAAUCAACGAAAUCGGUCACACCACCACCGAUUGAUAAUACCAAUUCAAAAAAAAUCGUAGUGUUACCAGCGGCUCCUUCACAUUCUCCACUGCAAAUUACGCGAAUGACUAUCGGAGAUACAUCAACACAAUUCAAAAUGGCUCCCGAAUAUUUCGUACCCGAUGAUCAAGAAUCGGUAUUGAAAGACAUUAUCUGUCCAGACGACAUUAUCGAUAAACAACCAUACAUUACCGUGGCACGUUAUCGAACAAUGCUUGGCGAAUCAACCGAUUUUAAUAAUAAACCACUUCAAUUAGGUGCUAAUUCCGUGGAAACGCUCAUAUUAGCACUUGAAAAAUUUUCUCAAAAUUUUGAUAGUGAAUUAAAUUUUUCCAAAAACGAUAUGCCAUUUCAAUAUAGUUCACAACGUGCUGUUUGUGGUAUGGCUGAUUUUGGUAGUAUCCCAAUACUUCUUGCUGAUAUCAUACCGACGGCUAAAUUCGAAUUUCAAAUGAAAAAUUUUGAUUAUGAUGAAUUGGCACAUUCGCGUGAUGCGAUGGAAAAUUUUGCACUAGAUUUUUGUGCAGCAAUAUGCGGAAUACUGAAAUGUGAACCGGAUUAUGUUCGACUGUUUUCCAUCGAGAAAUCCAAAGAUGAACUCAAAAUGCUUAAUCUGACGUUUGGGUUAACAACACCGGUUUUACACGAAACAGAAAAAUUGGCUAAAGAUUUACAGGUACGAUGUGAAAAAGCAUGCUAUAUACUUCUCAGCUGA
Molecule: messenger RNA, 1224 nt
Organism: Rotaria sp. Silwood2
Lineage: Eukaryota; Metazoa; Rotifera; Eurotatoria; Philodinida; Philodinidae
Source: the annotation of a GenBank genome assembly